UUCUCAACAAAAAAAAAAGAAAAAAAAGAAAAAGAAAAGAUAUAGACCCCAAACAGCCACUUCCUUUGUAAGUCUGUGUGGGAGAGAGAAUCAUCUGUGGAAGGUAUGGAUCAUGGUGAUAUGCCUGGCAUGGGUGGUAUGCCACCACCACCAUCAUCAUCAUCAUCAUCAUCCAUGAAUGGCACAGCUGGGAUGCACCACAAAAUGAUGAUGCACAUGACCUUCUUCUGGGGCAAGAACGCAGAGAUACUCUUCAAUGGUUGGCCUGGCACAAACACUGGCAUGUAUGUAUUAGCCUUGGCUAUUGUCUUUGUGCUCUCUUUCCUCAUUGAGUGGCUCAGUCAUUGCCGAGUGACCAAGCCUGGUUCAUUUACUGUCGCGACUGGUUUGCUCCAAACCUUUUUGCAUGCCUUAAGGGUUGGACUAGCUUAUAUAGUUAUGUUGGCUGUGAUGUCUUUCAAUGUUGGUGUGCUUUUGGUUGCUGUGGCUGGCCAUACUUUGGGGUUCUUUUUCUUUGCUAGUAAGAUUUUCAACAAACCAGCUGCUGUAACAGGAUCUGAUCUUCCUCCUAUGAGUUGUUGAAUAAAAGAGGGGCCUUUCUGAUCA
Messenger RNA from Quercus robur (English oak), 606 nucleotides. RefSeq names its product copper transporter 6-like. NCBI's taxonomy places the organism in Eukaryota, Viridiplantae, Streptophyta, Magnoliopsida, Fagales, Fagaceae. The record is from RefSeq and is a predicted model, not a curated record. Bases 106 to 582 code for a protein of 158 amino acids. Gene Ontology annotation, biological process: intracellular copper ion homeostasis; copper ion transmembrane transport. Gene Ontology annotation, molecular function: copper ion transmembrane transporter activity. Gene Ontology annotation, cellular component: plasma membrane. The transcript has a single exon.